AUGGCUGCCGUGAAUGUGUGUGACGGGGAUGCCCUUUCUAUUUUGGUAUGUAGUGACUGUGAGACGGUGGAACUUGUCGACUGGUUCUGUCAGGAUUGUCAACAGAAUUUUUGUGGUGAGUGUAAAGAUCAUCAUCUGAGAAGGAAGAAAUCAAAUAUGCAUGACGUUGUUCCAUUACGAGAGGCUAGAUACAAGCAAAUAUUACUGAGCCGACGUUCAUGUGGUCUACAUCCGGGUGUAGCAAUAGAUUAUUGGUGUGAAAAUUGUGAUUCUGUUAUUUGUGUGAAAUGUGUUCCAGAUCGGCAUAAAAAACACGACUGGUGUGCAGUGGACGAUUUCGUGAGUCGUGUCCAGACCGAAAUCCGUGGUAAAACUCACGCUUUGCGAGAAACAUUGAUGGUAUAUAGGAACGUGGCUAUCGACAAUUCAAAAUUGUCGGAAUACAUAACUCAUUGCAUAGCACGGCUCAAGGCAGAUGUCAGCAACCAAGCAAGGGCGUUCUGCCAAGAGGUGAAAGAAAUGGAAGACGGUCUUUUGAAAGAAAUAACCAUAUUUGAGAAUAAAGAAACAGCAAAACAUAGCAAAAAUUACGCUGAGAUGAAAAAUGAUAUGUCGGAAUUAGAUUCAUUGAUCACAAAUACUGAACAAAAACUUGAAAGUUGUGACUCCGCACUGUCUUUGUCCAAUUUAUCAAAAAUGUUGGCUUCUAAAUCCGACUGCUUUCAAUGUCCUGAGAGAACUAAUUGUCAGCCACCGACUUUCAGCAAACCAGAAUAUGUCGAUCGAACAAAGUUAGCAUCAUUGUUUGGUCAGUUGGAAUAUCCAUCUUCUAAAAAUGUGGCCGAGAAAUCAGUAUACGAUGUUAAAACAACGUGCAAAUACCUCAAAACAAAAACUACAAGAAAGAUUCUAGCACUCUGUGUACUGGACAAUGGUAACAUAUGGGUUGCAUUUGACGGAAAUAGAUUUUUGAUGUUGAUGGACGAAUAUUUAAGUAUAAUAAAGGAAUCUUGUGAUACAGAAUACAGUGUGGUCAGCAUGGCACUUUAUAAAAACACGGACAUCCUGUUCACAAGGUUUAUGAACACGCGCGUACAGCGACUCGUUUCCAAUGGCGAAAAAACGAUAUCAAUUGCCGAUUUAUAUCCUUACUACGCGAAGGGCAUUUGUGUAAAUAAUGAAAAUAGACUUUUUGUUUGUGCUGUGAUGUCGCCAGCGUUAUCUUGUAAAAUUGUGAAAAUGACUGGAAGAGGUCAGAUUCUCAUGGAAAUAGAAACAGACCAGAAUGUUUGUGAACCGCUCACUUUACCAUAUAGAAUUACUUGUGCAGAUACUGGUGAAUUAUUUGUCGUUGACAUGGCAAAAGAUGACCACCAUGUCACAUGUUUAGAUAAACAAAGGGAUCGAUUGGUUUCUUGGUCUUGGCGAGGUGAAGGUGUCGGUCUCGUGGCCCCUUUGGGAAUAACAAGUUACAAAAACGCUUGCUUUGUUACCGACGAAACAAACCACAAGAUAUAUGUGUUACCGGAAAAGAGGAAUACAGCUGCAGUGUUAUUGGACGAGAGCACCCGCCAGUCAGGACCACGUUGCAUCACUGUCGACCGGAAGGGAUGUAUCUGGGUCGGAUGUAAUAACGGGACCAUUCUUAAGAUUGAAAGAUAAAUAAAACUGAUAAAAAGUUCAGGCGAAAUUGAGAGGAUGACAUCACUAACUCAUAGAAUGAACUGUCUUAAAGAUAUUUUUACAACACAAUACAUGAAAUACCGUAAAUAUGAUAGAAAUAAUUAUUUUCAGAUCUCGUUUAAAAUCAUCUGUGAUAUUAUGUUUU
This is a messenger RNA of Ylistrum balloti, 1828 nucleotides long. RefSeq lists its product as uncharacterized. The transcript has a single exon. Gene Ontology annotation, molecular function: zinc ion binding. The record is from RefSeq and is a predicted model, not a curated record. Bases 1 to 1662 code for a protein of 553 amino acids. NCBI's taxonomy places the organism in Eukaryota, Metazoa, Mollusca, Bivalvia, Pectinida, Pectinidae.